This is a messenger RNA of Episyrphus balteatus (marmalade hoverfly), 1542 nucleotides long. RefSeq names its product PDZ domain-containing protein GIPC1 (gene kermit). Gene Ontology annotation, molecular function: protein binding. The transcript has 2 exons. The record is from RefSeq and is a predicted model, not a curated record. Lineage: Eukaryota; Metazoa; Arthropoda; Insecta; Diptera; Syrphidae. Bases 217 to 1182 code for a protein of 321 amino acids.
ACUGUGAAUGUGAGCGUGUUUACAUUUGUAUAUUUUCUGUAUUUGUCGUCGUAUUGUAUCGGUUACGGGGCAAUUGGAGUAUCUUAUCUUGCUCCAAGAUAAGACACCAAGUGGCCUAUUCCAGUGGAAACUUAUUUUUUCAUCGUCUAAGAAAAAAGCAAGAAAGAAAAAGAUAUUUUCGGUUUAAGUGAAAAUUCACGGCAGCUAAAAGAUAUAAUGCCGCUUUUUGCCAAGAAGCCUGCCAAACCAGUGCCUGACACGAUACCCCACCUUGAUAACAAUAACAAAUUAUCAGCAGUUCCUGCAAAUGUACCCCGACCAGAUAACAAUGCUACAAAACAACAACUUGUUUUUCAUUGUCAACUGGCACAUGGCAGUCCCACAGGACUGAUAACAGGAUUCGCCAGUGUCAGAGAACUAUACAAAAAGAUUGCCGAGUGCUAUGACAUUCCCGUCGAAGAAAUCCUAUUUUGCACAUUAAAUUCCCACAAAGUUGACAUGUCCAAGCUACUGGGUGGUCAAAUUGGACUCGAUGACUUUAUAUUUGCUCAUCGCAAGGGUCGACCGAAGGAAAUCGAGAUUAUUAAAUCCGAGGAUGCACUUGGUCUAACUAUCACAGACAAUGGUGCUGGUUAUGCAUUUAUCAAGCGAAUCAAAGAAGAGAGUGUCAUUGAUCGUAUUCAGCAUAUUGCCAUUGGUGAUCAUAUAGAAAAGCUGAAUGGGGUGGAUAUGGUGGGGAAACGCCACUAUGAAGUGGCCAGAUUAUUAAAAGAAAUCCCUACCGGCGCCACAUUCACCAUUCGAUUGGUGGAACCGAUGAAGAGUGGAUUCCAAGGUAUUGGACCGCGUUCACAACCUAAAGCGACAGGGAAGGGCUAUGGUAGCGGCAAGGAGACACUAAGAUUCAAAGCGAAUGGCAAUGUUGAAAUCGAAGACAAACCCGACGACUCAACACAAUGCGGCAUUGAAGCUAUAAAUAAUUUGCUAGAAUCAUUUAUGGGCAUCAACGAUACAGAAUUGGCCACACAAAUUUGGGAUCUGGGUGCAAAUAAGACAAAUUCAAUGGAUUUUGCUGAAGCCAUCGAUAACUCAGAUCUAGAAUCGUUUGGGUUUACAGAUGAUUUUAUAAUUGAACUAUGGGGUGCUAUAACAGAUGCUAGACGCAGGAAGUCGAAAAAUUAAUUUUUUUUAUCAGUAAAAAGAAAAAAAAAAAAGAGUGAGAGAUAGGGGAUGUGGUGCGAUUAAAACUUUAACAGCAACUAUAUACAUAUAGAUAUUUUAUUUACAAAAGAAAAAAAAAAAAACAAAAAUGGUUGUAUUUGAGUUAUAUUAAAUUAUGCAAUGUUUCACAAAUUUUAAGUACGUUAUUAAUAAUAUUAUAUUAUUAUCAUUAUUGCGCAUUUUUUUUUGUUUGAUAUUUUUUUUUGUUUGUAUAAAAAAAGAAAAACAAGUAUUUUCAUUAUUGUAAAGAAGAAGACGCGAGGAAAAAAUAUAUCAGUGCAUUUAUAUUAUUAAACAAAUUUUUUACUUGUUUUAAUUUUU